GCUGGGGGAGAAUGUUUAUAAUUGCUGUUCUAGUAGUGGUGUGCAUUCUUCAACUUUCACUAUUCCAUGGUGAUAAAUGAUAUUCAAUUUUGUGUUGUCAUGGUAGUGUUGAUGUGUUUGUGUUGCGUACUGUCAUAUGAAGAGAUCUAUGUGUUGAAGGUAGUAAUGCUCGUUGGUUGAAGGACAUUGGACUGUGAGUUUUGUAUGAGCAGGUGUGAAAAGUGUAGAAAAUAGAAUGGCUGCAACUAAAGAGGCAGUUAUUGCAACACCAACAGACUGUAAAAUCACCCCCUUCUACAAAGGUGCCAACAUCUUAAUAACAGGCGGUACAGGAUUCGUUGGCUUAGCCUUAGUAGAGAAGCUUCUACGCACUCUUGAUGUGGGUGCCAUUUAUUUGCUGGUGCGUAGCAAAAAAGGAGUAAACAUUGAAGACAGAGUGAAAGAACUUAGUUUAAACCAGUUGUUUUCAGAUUUGAGUGAUGAAUUUAUCAAGAAAGUGCGGCCAAUUCAUGGAGAUGUUUCAAAGGUGGAUCUUGAAAUAAGUACGGAAGAUAAGCUCUUUCUUGAAAAAAAUGUAAACAUUGUGUUCCACUUAGCAGCAUCUCUUGAUUUUGGUGAAAGUUUGAAAAACAACAUGAACACCAACUUACUUGGUACUCGCAGAGUUCUACAGCUGUGCAAAGGCAUGUCCAAUCUGAAGGCAGUUGUUCAUGUAUCGAGUGCAUAUGUGAACAGCAACUUGAGGGAAGCGUCAGAAAUGGUCUAUCCUGCACCUGACGACGUCGGAAACAUAGUUGAAGCUAUAGAAGGACGGACAAAUGAGGAGCUGGAAAGAGAUGAAAAAUUGAUCUUGAAGGACUAUCCUAAUGGUUACACCUUGACAAAAUUUUUUGCUGAACAUGAAGUCGCAAAUUGUGAGGAGUUGAAAAGCAAGUCUGCCAUUGUACGGCCAAGCAUGAUUACAUCCGCAUGGAAAGAACCAGCGCCAGGGUGGACCAUAUCAAAGAAUGGGCCCACUGGGUUUUUCAUGGGUGCAGCUAAAGGUGUAGUCCGUCGUUUGCCUGUCAAUAAGCAUGCAGUUUACGAUUAUGUUCCUGUUGAUGUGGUCGUAAACACCAUGUUGGUGUCUGCCUGCUAUGUCAGUUCUAAGAGCGCAAGUGAAGUGCCGGUUUUUCACUGCACAUCAAGCAAAAGCAACCCAUUUCGUUGGAUCGAUAUUGAUGAUCAGAUAAACGUGUUUCUUCAUCGUUACCCACUGAACGGAGCCGUGUGGUAUCCCUAUUUGAAGCUGUUGUCAAAUAUGACACACUUCAAAAUAUCUGCUUUUUUUGUGCAUUUCAUACCUGCAUAUAUUUUGGAUUUCAUCAUCAAACUUUCUGGUGGAAGGCCAAGGUUGGUGCGUCUGCACACAAGCAUUGGGAAGUCAUUGACGCUCUUGAAGCCAUUCAUUUUCCUUGAAUGGACAUUUCAUAAUGAUAAUACUCAAAUGUUGCACAAAUGUUUGAGUGAAGACGAGCGGGAAACAUUUGGUGUGGAUUUUUCUACACUGAAGUGGCGUGAAUACUUUGACGAUGUUACUCAGGGUGUGCGUCGCUACCUUCACAAAGAAGAGCCUCGUACACUGGAAGCAGCACGCCGCAAAGAUUUUGUGUUAUUUGUUCUACAUGUCCUCCUGAUGUUGUUUAUGUUUGGUGGCAUCUGGUUCGCUGGCACAUUGUUCUUUGGAACAACAGCUUUAAGUCUAGUUAUUCCACUGAUUGCAUACAUGUUAUUCAGCAUUUUGUAAUAUGUUUUUUGUUGUGCAGCUAUAAUGGAUAUGGAAUCUUGAAAAUGUAUCUAGUGUAUUUAGUCUUUUUAUUCUUGUUUGUUUUUCAAGUAUGUUGAAUUCAGGGUAUUUUUUACUGAGUUGCAUAUUUGAGUAUAACUGUAAGAUCAUAAAGUAGAAUUUUACUUUUACUUUGUAUUUUUUAUGAAGGUUUUGAUAUUAUUUUUGUUUAUAUGACUCUAUCACAUUGUAGUUUAGGUAAAGUAACAUGUUAUACUAGAAGAGGUUAAAGAAAACUUUACGUGUACAUUCAAGUUUUGCAUUUAACAUCAUUAUAAAUUCUACAAAAACCAAAACUGUAAAUUUGAUUGCUUUAGAUUUUUUUUUAAUUUUUUUUUUAGUUUGGUUGUGCUUCUGACAUUAGGUAAAAGAAUUUUAAUACAGUGAAUUCUCUUUGUAAAGAACUUUAUAAGUGUGCACUGCCUUAUAGCCAAAAAUACUAGUUUGGACCUUUUUUGGAAAUGUUCAGUGUUUGCUUUUGGUAAAUAUGAUGUCAAGAACAUCUUGUGCAGAAUGUCCACUGUGUAGUGGCUUCUGGUUCUUCAUCUUAUUCUGUACCAUGGGCUGACAGAUCAUAUGCCACUUUAUAAUAGUGGAACUGUUUGGUUACAGUCUGAUUAAUUGUGGUAAACAAAAACAAGAUUGUUGCCAACAUUGUAGCAGUGUGACAUCUUGAAAUGGUAUGAUCUAACAAAGAGAAAAAUGUAUGUUAAUGUUUUAAAUGAAAAUUCUUUGUAAUUAAAGACAUAAAAAACAUAGUAGCAUAAAAUUUUAAAAGUGAGAGAAGUAUAUUACAUAUUUUGUAAUUCAUAACUCAUAGUUAAAAGAAAAUUGGAUGGCAUAAAGAUAUUUGAAAAAAGUUAGCAUCUUUCGGUUCCCAUCUCUCGCUCCAUAACUGCAUGCUGUAGUUUAUGCCUAUGCUGUUGGUACCCCUACAUUUAAGUAAAUAAACACAGUGAAUCCUGAAAACAAGCUUAAUGUUUACGGUUUCUUUGUAAAUAAACAAGAACAGUUACAUCUACAUAUUAAAAAACUUUGAUCAAAAUUCUUGAGACGUAAAUAUGUUUGGCUUACCAAGAUAAUUUGAGUAUUGGUGACAAAAUACUUAGAUUUAUGCAUGAAUUUAAAGGGACCAACAUUUUUAUACGCUAUGGAUUUAUAGAGGGAAUUCACUGUGUGUAGCAGUUAAAGAAAUUAAUUUUUAAACAUUUCCGUUCCAUUAAAAAUAGAUUUUGUUGUGAAUAUUGUAAAAUAUAGAUUUAUUAUUUUCAAAUAAACAUUUUUGGAAGACUUAUUAUACUCCCACCUAAUAUUUUAUUCUUCUACCCAAUAUUGUAGUCUUAUUUCAGAUUGAGGAUAAAUAUGUUCACAUUAACUUGUGUUUUGUCAGUCAUAUGAAACUAUCAAAUUCUUAGAGACAGAAAUGUGCAACUCUGCAAUUGCAAUGAUUUUUGUUCUGUAAAUUAUCUAAAACAAAAGUAACUAGUUUUGGUGGCCACAAAAUAAAAAAAUUGACAAUUUUUAACAAGGUGUCAUUAUAACAAACUACUCUACUAACUGCCUGAAGUAAAUUCCUGUUAAGAAAUUUCUCAAUGUACUUACAAUUUUGACAUAUUAACAGGGAAAAGUUAUUAAAAGGGUAAAAUUGUAUGUAGUUAUAGGUCAAGUGUUAAAUUUUAUAAACUUAUGAGGAGGAUAUGUUCUUACUGUAUUUGUGACUAAAAAAUUAAGCUAAGGUGGGAGAGUAAGAGUCUAGAAGAAAUAUAUAUGCUGUGUUUGUGGUAUACUGGUGUUCAGACUACAUGUAACAACAAAGUUGUAAUAACCUUAUCUGUAUACUUGAACUAAGCAUUUGACUUGUAAUAUAACCCUCAUUAAAUAAUAUUAGUUAUUUU
Bacillus rossius redtenbacheri is the source of this 3720-nucleotide messenger RNA. Its product is annotated as putative fatty acyl-CoA reductase CG8306. The transcript has 9 exons. Gene Ontology annotation, biological process: long-chain fatty-acyl-CoA metabolic process. The record is from RefSeq and is a predicted model, not a curated record. NCBI's taxonomy places the organism in Eukaryota, Metazoa, Arthropoda, Insecta, Phasmatodea, Bacillidae. Gene Ontology annotation, cellular component: peroxisome. Gene Ontology annotation, molecular function: alcohol-forming very long-chain fatty acyl-CoA reductase (NADP+) activity. The coding region runs from base 236 to 1786 and encodes 516 amino acids.